Papaver somniferum (opium poppy) is the source of this 990-nucleotide messenger RNA. Its product is annotated as agmatine hydroxycinnamoyltransferase 1-like. The transcript has a single exon. Lineage: Eukaryota; Viridiplantae; Streptophyta; Magnoliopsida; Ranunculales; Papaveraceae. The coding region runs from base 1 to 990 and encodes 329 amino acids. Gene Ontology annotation, molecular function: acyltransferase activity, transferring groups other than amino-acyl groups. The record is from RefSeq and is a predicted model, not a curated record.
AUGUCCUCCAAAAUUAAGCAAGUGAGUUCAAAGCUAGUAGGACCAAUGUGCAAUGGUGAUGAACCAAAACCUGAUCCUAAUCAAUUUGUCUCUUUUUCUGUCUUUGAUAAGUUAGCAGACGAUGAUCAUCCAGCGUUCUUGUAUGUGUAUAAACCACCAAACCCACCAAAUAUGUUAUUAGAACAAGGUCUCCGGAAGGCUUUAGUUGAGUACCGAGAAAUGGCUGGCAGGUUUUCUACAAGUGAUCAGAACGGCCAUGGUGAUGAAUGUGUGAUACUACUAAAUGACGAAGGUGUUAGAUUCGUCGAAGCAAUCGCUGAUUGCACUCUCAGUGAGGUUAUUCCAUUCAAGCCAGAUACGUUAUCGAGUUUGAACCCACGUGAAGAAGGACAAGACGAAUUGGCUUUUGUUCAGCUUACUAGGUUCAGUUGUGGUCCGCUAGUUCUGUUCUUUUCGAGCAGCCAUUUCGUGGCUGAUGCAGCAGCUGUAAGUCAAUUCGUUGUUGCAUGGAGUCAAGCUUGUCGAGGUUUAGAGAUCUGUCCACGUCCUUUGCAUGACCGGAGCAUAUUUGUUCCACGAGAUCCUCCUACAGUCGCUUACGACCACAAAAAUGUCGACGUUGCGAAGAGGGUGAUCAAUUAUCAAGAGAUGACGGAUCAACCACCUCCUUAUUCGGAAGAUGAUGUGGUCUAUCAAAAAGCACAUUUCGCACCAGAACUUAUUGCCAAGAUUAAGAGUAAGGCUAACUCUUCCGUUCCAGAACGUGGGCCUUAUUCCACCUUUGUGAGCUUGAUAGCUCAUCUAUGGAGAACUAUGGUGAAAGUUCGAGGACUUACAGAGCUUCAAAUAACCGAAAUGAAGAUCUCCGUGAACGGACGUAGAAGGUUGAAACCUUGUGUUCGAGAUGAGUACUUAGGUAAUUUGAUUCUUUCGGCAUAUCCUCAAUCUCGGGUAAAAGAUUUCUUGGAUGAACCCUUGAGCCAGAGGUAA